GGACUUUUUGGCGGGAACGCGAGGAGUGAAGUUGUGUGAUUUGUUUUAUUUUGUCUAUUUAGUGUUUCUUCGGGUUUAAAUGUGUAAUAAUGGUGGUUUAUUAACCGUUUAAUAUCUGUGAAGGUGCACAAAUGUGGGAAAAUGAAACAAAGCCGCUGGACGUAACUUCUCGGGAUCCUCCAAAAAGUCCACUGAAAAAUCUUAGUAAAUGACCACCAUUUUACUGAGAUUAGAUUUCAUCUCAUAUCAUCUCAUUUAAUUUCAUCCUAGUUGAUUAAUGUCACAAAUUAAUCAUUUUCAUUUCAUUUCACUCCAUAAUAUCAUUUUUCAUAAAAUUAAGAAUAUAGAAUAAAAUAAGACAUGACUUAAAGGUCUCAGUUACCAGGUCAUAAAAUCUCUUAAAAAAAAAUAAUUUCUCUAUGUAUGUAUAGUCCGGUGCGUUGAAUCGUUAUAAUCUACGCAGCACCUUACCGACACCCCGCGGACUUUUUGGUGGGAACGCGAGGAGUGAAGUUGUGUGAUUUGUUUUAUUUUGUUUAUUUAGUGUUUCUUCAGGUUUAAAUGUGUAAUAAUUGUGGUUUAUUAACUGUUUAAUAUCUGUGAAAGUGCACAAAUGUGGGAAAAUUAAAUAAAGCCGCUGGACGUAGCUUCUCGGGAUCCUCCAAAAAGCCCCCUGAAAAAAUCUCAGUAAAUGACCACCAUUUUACUGAGAGUACUGAGAUUAUGUUUCAUCUCAUAUCAUCUCAUUUCAUUUUAUUUCAUCCCAGCUGAUUAAUGUCUCAAAUUAAUCAUCUUCAUUUCAUUUCACUCCAUAAUAUCAUUUUUCAAAAAAAUAAGAAUAUAAAUUAAAAUAAGACAUGACUUAAAGGUCUUAGUUACCAGGUCAUAAAAUCCCUUAAAAGAAAACACACACACACCCCGCGCCCCGUUCACAGCUUAGAGUCAAAUAAUUUCAUUCAAGUCAGCUUCAGCAGCAUAGAUAAUAUACCUCCUGAUAUACCGAUCAGCAGUCAGAUUCGAUUUCUUGGUUCAGAAUUUUAAAUUUUCAUUUAAUUGCUUGUUUUCAGUAUUAGUGUUUUGUUAUUUUUAUUUUGGUUACCGACCGUCAUUAUCUUAUUAUGCUUUCAUUCUAAUUUCUGUCAGCGAGAUAUCUUUGUAACCGGUGAAUUUACAAGCCAAAAUAAUGAAUGACAAUGGUUGCAUACACCUAAAUAAUUUUAAGGCUGCUAAAGGCACUAACCCAUAUAAAAUCGUACAUGCAUUUUUUGUUUCCUGUACGUCGUAUGAAGCACGGAGAUACAAGGCAACAUCCUGUCUCUGCUUUGCUUGUGGCCAGCCUGGACCUCGUAUGCAUUCAUGUCUCCACUGUAUCUACUUUGCAUGCUAUGCUGGUCAUAUUCAAGAACACUCCAAAUCUAAGAAACACUUCCUGUAUGUUGACCUUAGCUAUGGAAAUGUCUUCUGUGCUCAAUGCCAAGACUACAUUUAUGAUAGGGAGCUUACUGAGAUCGCUGCAAUACAUAAGGCAAAGGAGGCUAAGUCCCUUGGUAUAAGCAUACCUUUUAUGCCAUGGUUACCAAACCAUAAUGAAGCAAUGGCUCUUCGUCGCCUACGUAAACGGCGCCUUAUCAGUCCUCAUACUACAAUAGGUUUACGGGGCUUACAGAACCUAGGAUCAACAUGCUUCAUGAACUGCAUUGUUCAGACACUAAUUCACACUCCACUCCUGAGAGAUUAUUUCUUAGCAGAAAAACACAAAUGUAAGUCGCAAAGUUCUAGCAAAUGCUUGGUGUGUGAAGUUUCCAAACUAUUUCAGGAGUUUUACUCUGGAGCAAAAACACCGCUGACUUUGCAUCGUCUAUUACACUUAAUAUGGACUCACGCCCGUCACUUGGCUGGAUAUGAACAACAGGAUGCUCAUGAAUUCUUCAUUGCCACUCUUGAUGUGCUGCAUAGACAUUGCAUGAAUGGAGUAGAAGAUACAGAAAAAAAGGAAAAUGGGCGUUGUAAUUGCAUUAUCGAUCAGAUAUUCACCGGCGGAUUACAAAGCGACGUCGUGUGCACCUCCUGCUCUGGAGUCUCCACUACCAUCGAUCCGUUCUGGGACAUCAGUCUUGACGUGGCCGGGCCGGGUUCCCUGCAAGCUUGCUUGGAACGUUUCACCAGAGCCGAACACCUGGGCUCGGCGGCGAAAAUAAAAUGCUCCAACUGUCGCGCCUACCGUGAAUCCACCAAGCAGCUGACUUUAGAGACUUUGCCGAUCGUAGCGAGCUUCCACCUCAAACGUUUCGAGCAUUCGUCUCAGAUCGAUCGGAAGAUAUCCGCCUUCGUAUCGUUCCCGGCUGAGUUAGACAUGACUCCGUUUAUGUCGUCGCAUCGUCGUGCCGUCGACGUGGGCGCGGCCGAGAACAAUAACACCCCGGAAGGAAUGUUCGAGGACAACCGCUACUCUCUGUUCGCGGUGGUCAAUCACUUGGGUUCGCUGGACGCAGGGCACUACACCGCAUACGUCAGGCAAAUGAAAGGAAGCUGGUUCAAAUGCGACGACCACAUGAUUACUAGGGCGUCACUUCGAGAGGUUUUAGAUAGCGAAGGAUAUCUUCUGUUUUAUCACAAGACUGUGUUGGAGUAUGAAUGCGACGUUUCUUAAAAGCUUUUGUUAGGGAGCUUAUUAUUACUAUUAUUCUAAAUCAUGUAUCUGUCUGAUGGUUACGCAGUGUAUCCAUCGUUUCUUUGACGUUAUUGUACGAAGGGAAACGUAUAACUUUUUGGACAUUAUGUAAGAAAAAAAAGUCAUAUUUUCUAGUGAUAUUAGUACAUAGAUGAUAAAAAGUCUCGAUAAUCCUUAUAUUUAAUUUUGCCCUGCAAAAUUAUUUACGAAUUUGUUAGUUUGUAAGCUUUAAUCUAAACGUACGUAAUUUAUGUAGUGACUGAAAAUUAUUUGCUAACAGCAAGAUAUUUAUCUGCCGUUACGAGGAACAAAUCUUUUAUGAAUCUUAAAUAAAUUUAGCUUCCUGUUGCGUUUAAAGCAGCUUAAAACAGUCAUAGGCACCUAUGGUUUUUAAAGUAACAGUAGUAAAAACAUUUUCUGCAUAACCUUACCUGUUCAAUAAAUGUAUUUAAAUGUUGUUCAAUUGAAGUGUUAUUAGUGAUAAGGUUCAUGUGUGUGUGUAUUUGACGCGGAGAGCGUAUCAUUCCUAAUUUGUUGUGCGAACAAACAAUUCAAUCUACCUCGCUGUUUUAUCAUUUAUGGCAUUUGAUUGGAAGCCUGUAUUGUUUUUAAAUCACAUGUGAGUGUUGCUUCGUUUUAAUGAAAUUAAUUUUACCCGUAUAACAUUAUGAUAACUUCACUAUUAGUUUCUAGUAUUUGAUUCAUUUCCUGAAUAGUAAAUAAUUUAAGUGUUUUAUUGUGGCUCAUAUACUACGCAUUAUUGCUAUGUUCCAUAACGCCAAGAAGGCACAUUAAUUUUUUUUUUUUUUGUGUAUCUGGCUUAAACUGGAAAUAUAGUGUAAUGUGAGCGCCGCUAGAACUGGUGUGAUCUUUAAUCAGCUCGUGUGUAGAGCACAACGGUGUAUAGAGACAAAAUGUACAAAGAAGUAAUUAAGGUCUUGCAUAGAUAUAAGCCGCGCCAAUAAAGAAACGAAUCGAAAAUGGCGUGUAUGUACCUGCAGUGACAGAUGGUAGGGUCAACAAAUAAAAAAAAAGAUAGAAGGAAAAAUUUGUUUAUUGUAAAAAAAUAAUGAGAAUGUACUUUACUUUACUUUAUGCCCUGGCAGAAGGGGAGGUGUCUCAUCUGGAAUUCAACUUGCGUAGACACUUGCUGCCAAUCUAAGACGCACAACUCGAAAGCGAAAAAACUCGAACUCAACAAAGUCAGAACUAUUUUUUUUUUGCAUGCAGUACGCGCCGUGUGCGACUAUAGACAGCAAUAGUUUAAGAGUGAGAGCGCAUGAUCGCCGCCGCCAUUUUAGAUUCGGUUCUUCAUUGGCGCGGUUUAUAAAGCUAUCCAACUUCUCCAUCGGUCUGUGGUAAUAAUAUUUUAUUUUGAGAAUUGGAUUUUAAGUGACAGGACCGACGUCGUUGUCCAUUUUUGGUGUGAAGGAACCUUGUUUUUGAGUUUGAUGCGUCUAAUUUUAUAUCAUUAAGGCAUCGAUGAUAAUAUCUCAACAUGUCUUGCGACAUUCAUGCUGUUAUGUCUAUAGGCUUCAGUAACUACUUUGUCUAAUUUAAACUAGGCUUUUACAACAAAGACACACUUCAUUUUAUUUUACUUAUUUAGCAAUGAUAAUUAUUUUUAAAAUACUCUUAUACCCUGUACUAUGUAUUUCUUAGUUAUUCUGUCUCUAUACAUAAACCCACCAAUUUGUAAUGGUUUAAGUAGUUGGUAAUUAUGACUGAACUGACAUUAGCUUUAUGUGAUAUUUAAUAUUUAUGACAUGUAUUAAAAUAUAGUUAGCUGUAUGAAUUUACAACGAUAUUAAGAAAACUAGAUUUUUAAUUUUACAAUUUGUUUACAAUCAAUUAAAAGUUCGAUAUAUUAGUCGAUCAUAGUUUUUAAUGUUAAUUUUAGUGUUUUUCUGUCGCCAAUACAAAUAUGUACAUACUUGAUAAUAUUAAUAAUGUUUCAGAUUGUCUACAUUAAUGCAAUAUUCAUAAGUUCCUAUGAUCUUCAUUUUAUUAAUAUGGUCGACUAAUUUAUUCAACGAUAUAUUUUGCAUUUGUGUUGAUUCGAUCCGAACCUAUUCAAUUAUGAAAUGUAAGAAAAAUAAAAUAAUGUGAAUUAAUUAAUACGCAUUGCGUUUAACAUUUUAUAUGGAAUCAAGAUCCUUAUAAUGAUUUUAGCAAUUGAUGUGAAUUAUAAUAUCUUAAUCCAACUUUUUAUUUUACUUGUGUAGAAUAUCUGGAUUGUAUUUUAUUUAAUCACUCCGUAUCUCUGUGUAUGUGCGUUAGUUCCACUAUGGCUAUUUUACAUGUAGGUGUAACAUGUACAUUAUUAAUGUUUUGAAUAAGAAGAUCAAUAUGUGUAUACUGUCUGUAUUCGAUGUCAGAACUAUAUUAAAAUUUAAAGCGUAACAUACUAUGAAAA
This is a messenger RNA of Bombyx mori (domestic silkworm), 5087 nucleotides long. It is a transcript of the gene not, whose product is annotated as ubiquitin carboxyl-terminal hydrolase nonstop. The transcript has 7 exons. The coding region runs from base 1184 to 2650 and encodes 488 amino acids. Gene Ontology annotation, molecular function: zinc ion binding; cysteine-type deubiquitinase activity. The record is from RefSeq and is a predicted model, not a curated record. Lineage: Eukaryota; Metazoa; Arthropoda; Insecta; Lepidoptera; Bombycidae. Gene Ontology annotation, biological process: protein deubiquitination.